Molecule: messenger RNA, 207 nt
Organism: Dentiscutata erythropus
Lineage: Eukaryota; Fungi; Glomeromycota; Glomeromycetes; Diversisporales; Gigasporaceae
Source: the annotation of a GenBank genome assembly
AUGGCUAAAACGCAGCUAAUAUCUGCCAUGCUCAAUGAUGCUAAAAUUGCUACUUCAGAUAAUAAGAAUGAUACAUUUGAAGCGCAACUAAUCAAUGUUACGUGCCACGCUCAAUGGUAUUUAAAGUUGCUACUUCAGGCAAAGGACGUUAAAAUCAGGGAUUUAGUUUCAGUUAGGUGCAACUUUAGUGUUAGGCGUCUGGAGUAG